Messenger RNA from Pyricularia grisea, 1779 nucleotides. RefSeq lists its product as uncharacterized. The transcript is spliced from 6 exons. Gene Ontology annotation, molecular function: oxidoreductase activity, acting on paired donors, with incorporation or reduction of molecular oxygen; iron ion binding; monooxygenase activity. The coding region runs from base 1 to 1572 and encodes 523 amino acids. Lineage: Eukaryota; Fungi; Ascomycota; Sordariomycetes; Magnaporthales; Pyriculariaceae. The record is from RefSeq and is a predicted model, not a curated record.
AUGGCUGGGGUCCCCGAGUCUGAGUGGUGCACAUGUGAGCCCAAGGUCGAGUUCGAGGGCACCAUGUACCCGCCCGCCGCCAAGAUGUCGAUUCCUGGGGCGAGCUGGAUUGGGAACAUGCUGGGUUCCGGGGCCAUCGUCCUCGGCGUCUGGGCCGUUGCUUAUCUGAUUAGAUGCCUCCGGUCGCCUCUCCGCAAGGUGCCGGGCCCGUGGUACUCGCUCUUCACGGGAGCGGUCCUCAAGUACAACGAGCUGCAGGGGCGACGGACUCGGUACAUCCACAGCCUGCACCUCAAGUACGGCCCGACGGUGCGCCUGUCGCCGGGCGAGGCCUCGUUCACGGGGAUCGACGCCAUCAGGGAGAUUUACGGCUCCGGGGGCAGCGGGUACGAGAAGACUGAAUUCUACAACCUCUUCACCGUCUACGGCAGGAGGACCAUGUUCUCGACGCUCGACAGGGAAAGCCAUGCCAGGAGGAAGAGGGUGCUGGCGGACCGAUAUGCAAACACCAAUGUGAUGAAGCAGCCCGCCCUGAGCGGCAUUGCGGAGAGGGCGAGGAGGUUCGUCGAGUUGUGUCAGGGUUCCGUCGGUGGAAGUCUUGAUAUCUACACCACUCUGCAUUCUUAUGCCUUUGACUGUGUCACGCAUCAUCUUUUCCACCCGCUGUGUACCAAUUCUCUGCAGAACAAGCAUGACGGUGAUGUCAUGAGGGAGGUGACAUUCGACAGCAGCUUUAAGAACCGCCUUGUAAAAUAUUACAACCCUUCACUGUAUCAAAUCAUCGAGCCGCUGUUGUCCUUAAUCACCAAACCCCGAGCAACCCCGCUGGCCAACAAGUUCGUCCUUGACACCAGCGCCCAGACGGAUGCGUCGCCCUUUACUCUCCUGGACCGCCUACAUCAAAGGAAGAACGGCGGCGACCUCGAGCAGAUCGACAUAGCGGCCGAGUGCCUCGAUCACAUGGUCGCUGGAAUCGACACAACUGGCGACGCGCUUUGCUUCCUCAUGUACCAGCUUUCCUUGCCAUCCUCGGCCCCUUUCCAGCGGAAGCUGCAGGCCGAGCUGGCGGCGAACCCGGAUCCCGACGAGACGCCCUUCGAUAAGCUUCCGUACCUGGACGCAGUCGUCCAGGAGGGUCUGAGAUGCUUCCCGGCCAUACCAAUGUCGCUGCCGAGGUAUGUCCCAAGCGGUGGGAGGCACGUCGAUGGGUACUUUAUGCCACAGGGGACUAUUGUUAGCUGUCAGGCAUAUUCUGUCCAUCGAAUCAACGGAGAUGUCUUUCCUCAUCCCGAAACCUUCAAUCCAGACCGGUGGCUAGAUGUGGAGGGUGACGCAACACGAAGAAGAUACAUGUUCGCAUUUUCCCAUGGUGGCAGGGGAUGCGUUGGUAGACAUUUGGCAUUUGUUGAAAUGAAGUUGCUACUUCGGGAUAUCUACUCGCGGUACUCGACGAUACCCGACUCCAAGAUGACGGACGAGGCCAUGGCCAUGUCGGAUCAGAUCAUCUCGUCAAGGCCUGCAGGACAGGAGUGUCUGAUGAGGUUCAUUCCGCUGGCGGACAAUGCCAAAUGAGGCGUUUGAGGUCUAGACUGGACUUUGUGGUAUGGGCUGUCAAAAGCAUAAAUAGGUUUGCAAAGAUGACGGCUGCAACUUGAAACCAAAAUCACUUUCUUCUGGAGAGAAGAGAGUAAAAUUGGCAUCGAGUCCAUGGCCCUGGUGAUCAUACGGCCGCCACAGUACGUAAUGCAUGUAGCGCAUAUUUUAUGGUAUUUAUAUCGA